UUUUGCAUAGAAACAACCCCCGGUAUAUCGAAAUCUUUCUCCAGGGCGACCUGUGCAGCCUCGAAAUCCCGCGCGAGCCUGCGGCCACCGUCGCGAGUUUCUGGCAAGGCGACGUGCCGGUGGUGCGAUGCUCGUGGAACGCCGAACAUUCCACCGACGACUUGGAGGCUCUCUAUCAGGUGCUAGAAGAGUUUACGCCGACGAUGCUGGCAACAUGCACGAGGCGGCAGCAAAAAGCGCUCAACGCCACACUGCGGGACCUAAACAUUGCGACGCUUACUGUCGAGUUCAAGUGGGUUCUUCUGCUACAUUCGGUGCACCCCUCACGCAGCCUGACGUGACCUACAGGAACGUGUCUCCGGCCCCGGAAGCGCCUGCGGCCCCAGCUCGACAACCUGCACCGCCAAAGCGCCCACGUUCACCUGUCGAUGGCGGUCAUGCCGAGCCUCAGAACAAGCGUCCUCGACAGGAAGCCUCCGGGGCACAACCCUCCGCUCCCGGAACGCGCCCGACGGCUAUGAACACGGCAAGGACUCGUCCCGAGGGUGACAACGCUCCUGCGACAGGCUCUAGGUCUGCUCCUGCUGAUGCUGCUCAACCUGCCGGACCUGCUCGCGCUGCUGAGGCUUCUGAGUCUGGGGUGACUAGAUCUGCUGCUCGCACUGUGCCCUUGGAUACCUUGAACGCUGCUUCUUCGCGGGCUGUUGCGGACGAUGUAGUGGUGAAACAAGAAGACGCGGACGACGCCCAUGCACUCGGGGGCGCCGCGAAGGAGAACGCACCGCCAGGUCCUCAGGACGCGCCGGGCGAUCAGGGCGAGCGCAACAGGGGCGCGACUAGUAUCGUCGGCACGCUCAAGACUGCGCUCGACGCUGCGGUCGCUGCAGCAGACGCACACCUGAAUGGACUCAGAAGCAACGUGGAAACUCGCGAGCUUGAGACGGCACGACUAAGCAAGCGGUUAGCCCGGCAAUCAGCCAAGCUUCGAGCGACGGAGCAGGCGCUCCAGCAGCGGGAGAAGGAUGUGGAGGCCGCUGGCGCGCGGAAUGACGCGGCGUUGGCACGUGCUGCGAGCGAGGUGUCUGAGGCGAGGGCAAGCGAGAGCGCGACGGCCGCCCAGUUGGCCGAAGCACGGGGCCAGCUGGCCGAAGCGCGGUCCCAGUUCGUGCGUGGGCGUUUGCGGCUGGCGGAGGUGACCGCCGAGCGGGAUCGCCUCGCGCAGCUAGUCGCUACGCUCCAGGCAGACAUUGCGCGGGAUGAAGCGAAGCACGAGGCUGAACUGAAGGCUACGCAGGACAUGAAUGCUCUGCUGCGAGCACAAGUAGGCACGCUGCAGUCGGAGGCGCAGGCAGCUCGAACUGUGGCUUCGGAGGAACUCCGCCAAUCAGAGCUCAGGGUACAAGCUGAGAUAGAUAAACGACAAGCCGCGGAGCUCAAGAUACAAACCGAAGUCGAGAGACGACAAGUCGCAGAGCUUAGCGCUCAGGACCUGAGUAAGAAAUACGUCCGGACGCAAUUGGAUCUGCUGGGCGAAAUCAAUUGUAAGCCGUACUGAGCGUCCAUGCAUUACUUUUGUCGUGCUGACGAUGGACGGAUGUACU
Molecule: messenger RNA, 1601 nt
Organism: Fomitopsis serialis
Lineage: Eukaryota; Fungi; Basidiomycota; Agaricomycetes; Polyporales; Fomitopsidaceae
Exons: 7
Coding region: 128-1555 (475 amino acids)
Source: RefSeq, a predicted model, not a curated record